Dracunculus medinensis (Guinea worm) is the source of this 750-nucleotide messenger RNA. NCBI's taxonomy places the organism in Eukaryota, Metazoa, Nematoda, Chromadorea, Rhabditida, Dracunculidae. The record is from the annotation of a GenBank genome assembly.
AUGAAAUUCAACAAAUCGUUUCUCGUUUUACUUAUUUUUCUUACUGGCUUUUCCACGAAACCAUUGAAUGAAGUGGCGACAAAUGAAAGAGAUAUAGAAAGCAUACCAAGGGAUUUGAAAAAAUUUUAUAACAGCUUAUCAAUUGAAGAAAAGGAGCAAUUAACUGACAUUGCAAAAAAAAUCUAUAACGGUUCGUUGGAAUUCUCUCUAACUGAUAACAGUUUUAUCGAUAACGUGAAGGAACAAAGCGGUGAUUUGGCUAUAAAAGUACUCGGCAUACGUGACAUGAUAAAUGCCAAACUGGGAAAUUUUCAACCAGAAAGUCGUAAUUUUGUCGAAGAUGUGCUUCGUAAAUUUAUUGGAAUUUUCGCAGAUGGUGGAUUAGUGAAUAUAUUGAUGAACAUGAAAAAUUUUGGAAGUGAAGUGCUUCAAAUGUAUGACACCCUUGCUGAUCCAAUUAAACAAGAUAUUAUGAAAGGAUUUCCAACGAUUGGAAGUAUCGCAACGAGUAAUAUUGUUCGCUUAAUUCUUAACAAAUUGGCGAGUUACGAUCCAAGUGCUCCUAAUCUUGUAUUAUCUACGGAAAAGCCGAAACCAAUAAUCGAUGAAGCAACUAAGUCGCCUUUUCAUAUCGCUGGUGUAAAAACAUCAUCAAUUUAUCCAACAAUUCCCUCUUCUGUUGGUCCUGGUGACGAUAUUGAAGAACCAAUCAGCAAGCAAGUGAAAGUUUUCUAUAAGAAUGAUACAUGA